Messenger RNA from Phanerochaete carnosa HHB-10118-sp, 1477 nucleotides. RefSeq lists its product as uncharacterized. NCBI's taxonomy places the organism in Eukaryota, Fungi, Basidiomycota, Agaricomycetes, Polyporales, Phanerochaetaceae. Gene Ontology annotation, biological process: transmembrane transport. The record is from RefSeq and is a predicted model, not a curated record. The transcript is spliced from 7 exons. Gene Ontology annotation, cellular component: membrane. Gene Ontology annotation, molecular function: transmembrane transporter activity. The coding region runs from base 29 to 1456 and encodes 475 amino acids.
CCAGGCCGCCUGUAUCUCGCAGGGUACAAUGAGCGACUUCAGCGAGAAGAAUGAUCUUGAUGCUGAGAAGUACAGCCCUGAGGAGAGGGAUGCGCGAGACAAUGAGAUCGCUUCCGUCGAUGGGGCCAUAGAGACACGGCUCGUGAGACGUAUAGACCUUCGUUUCGUUCCGGCUUCUAUGCUCAUCUAUGUGUUGUGCUUCUUGGACCGUUCAAACAUCGGCAAUGCGAAGCUAUUGAACGCCUCCACGGGAAACUCGCUCGUUCAAUCAAUUCACAUGUCCGACCAACAGUAUCUGGUGGCCCUCAUGAUAUUCAUUGUCGCCUAUACAUUAUUUGAGACGCCAUCAAACUACAUGCUGAAGAAAUUCCGCCCAAGUCGAUGGAUCGCCUUCCUUAUGAUAGGAUGGGGACUUAUGACUAUGAUCCUCGGCGCAGUUCGCAACUUUGCUGCACUUGUCGUGGUUCGUUUUCUUCUCGGAACAUUCGAAGCUGGCCUUUUCCCAGGCAUGAUCUACUGCCUGACGUUCUGGUACAAGCAGGACGAGCGUGCUCUCCGGGCUGCUCUAGUUUCUGCCAGUGCUACUCUCGGCGGUGCUUUCGGGGGUGCAAUAGCGUACGGCAUUGGUCACUUAAAUGGUGUCCGCGGUUUGGAAGGAUGGCGCUGGCUUUUCAUAAUCGAAGGUGCUCCAUCUUGCGCGUGCGCCGUCCUCGUCUUCUUCCUGUACCCCGACUUCCCGGAGACGGUGAGCUGGCUAUCCGACGAGGAGCGCAAUUUGGCCAUUGAACGGAUUAAGGGCGUCUCCUCCCUCGGACACGCGAAGAUAACCUGGAAAGAAGCAAAGUACACUCUCAUAGACUGGCGACUCUAUCUACACUAUCUCGCCUAUAUCUCGAUCUCAGUACCAUUCUCGAGCAUUUCCCUGUUCUCGCCUACCAUCGUAUCCGGCCUGGGCUACGAAGGCCUGAACGCCCAGCUGUUCACUGUACCGCCAUACGCUAUCGCGUUUGUCACGACCGUGUUCAUCUCGUGGCAGUCAGAUAAGCACAACAUGCGAUCAUGGGGUGCUUUCUUUUGUAUGGUUAUUGCAGGCGUCAGCUUUCUUGUACAAGGUGCUUUGCCAUCGCACGCCUUCAAGGCACGAUAUGGCUUGCUGUGUGUUGCGGUGGCCUUCUCUUUCUCCAGCGUCGCGCCGCUCCUCAGCUGGCUCAUGGCCAAUCUCCGAAGCACUGGAGCCUCGACUCUUUCGGUGCCGCUUACCGUCUCAUUUGGCCAGAUAGGCCAGAUUAUUGGUGUUUAUAUCUACAAGAGUUCAGAAGCGCCUGGUUAUCCGACCGGGCACUAUACGAAUGCCGCGUUCCUUCUCGCAGGCGCGCUGGUGGUGCUACUGUUGCGCUGGAUAUAUGUCGGGCGGAAUAGAAGACUGCUUCCUGGUGAACGGAAGUGGCUACUAUAGCAGUGCUCUUGACAACUUCGC